UUUACUCUCAAGCUAAUUCACGUUCAUCACUGCAAGAACAGUGUCACUUCAGUAUUGUUACAGGAAGGUGUGCAUGUUGUCGGUCAAGAAAAGCGUAACAUUUCGAGUUGUGACAGUUUUCGUGCAGUAAGAUUCGUUAUGAACCCAGAGCAAGGAUACCGAGGUAGAAAAAUUCUAGCAGCUGCUAUUGCUGCUGCUGCUGAAAUUGAAAAAGGACUAAAUGGGGAAUUUCAGCAAUUAAAACAUACGUGUCUAGUGUCUGGAAUCUCCACGAAAAUCCCGAAGAGUGGGCAGAGUUGUGAAUUAAAAAACGAGGAAGGAAGCAAAAAACUUAAAACUUCUGACAUGGAAGUCGAAGAAACCUGCUUGAUUGGUGAAGUGGAGAACACUUUAGAAAGCGUGAAACCUAACAGAGACCUCGGCGAAAAAAGGCUGCAAACUGAGUCAAACGACGACGAAAGUCAGAUUUAUGAAGAGAAUAAUAAUAUAGAAGAAAGCGAAGGACAAGAAAAUGUGAUUGAAGUGCCGGAUUUUUCCAAAGUGAUAGUACAGGAAGAUCAAACGACACAUUUUAGACCAAAGUAUGGUGCAGAAGAAACCACAGAACAAGAAAGUGCCACGAAAGAGACGGAAUUGAACAACGACACAGUACCAGAAGAUCAAGGAUCACAUUCGAAAUGGCAGUGUGUUGAAAAUCUGCAUACAAUGCGAUUGAGGCUCCAACGGGUCAAACCAAGUCCACAACAAAAAGAAUCAUUAGAUGAAAGUGCAGAUGAUUCAGACAUAGAUCCAGAUUUUCAUUAUACAUCAUCUCCUAAUUCUGAAAACACGUCCGAGUCAUCAGGAUUGGAAGAGAAUGAAAAUAUUAUUACUAACAAGAAAGAAGGUGCCGAAUCAGACAAUACCCAAACAGAUAAUAAGCGAAAAGGUAAGAAAAGGAAAGCCAAUCCAGUUGAGUGGAAGAAGACUAAAGCAAAAUUUCUCCGAAAUGCUGGAAAACCUUAUACAUCAUCAUCAAUUCGCAAAACAGAAAUGCAGGCAAGAAAGGUACGGCCAGCGUGUGGUGAAAAAUGUAAGCUAAAAUGUUCAAGAAAAAUUGAAGAAAAUAAAAGGCUCGAAAUAUUUGAAAACUACUGGUCACUCGAAAGUCUGAAAUCCCAACGAGAAUUUAUCUGUAGAAGUAUGACCGCCGUCAGACCUCAGUAUCAGUACAAGAAAGAAGGAAGUAGGCGCCAAUGUAACCAUGCAUUCCAUUUCGUAAUCAACGAAGUAAACGUACGUGUUUGCAAAUUUUUCUUUAUGGCCACGCUGGACAUCAAUAACCGAGUUAUUAGAACUGUAGUAACCAAAUUAAACGAAGGAUUUCUUCAAGAAGAUCUAAGGGGUAAACACGGACACCACUUCAAAGUAGAUUCUGCAAUAAAAGAUGGUGUUGUUGCUCAUAUUAAUACUAUCCCAAGAAUUGACAGUCAUUACCUGCGCGCGCAAACUUCUCGGGAGUUCAUAGAGGGUGGAAAAAGCCUGGCUGAUUUACACCGUGACUACAAAAACGAGUGCAUUGAAAAAAACCUUCCGUUUGCAAAUCUGACGAUGUAUUCCCGAAUUUUCAAUACCAAUUUUAACAUCUCUUUUUUCACCCCCAAAAAAGAUCAGUGCGACUUAUGCAGCUCGUAUAACAACGCAAGGGUAGAAGAAAGAGAAGCGAUACAAGAGAAAUAUGAUAAACAUUUGAAGGAGAAAGUUUUGUCAAGAACAGAAAAAGAAGAGGAUAAAAAGAAGGCAAAAGAAAGCGAAGGAAAAAUUAUAGUCGCCACUUACGAUCUCCAAGCGGUGCUACCAGCACCAAGAGGAGAUACGUCUACCUUUUAUUAUAAAAGCAAAAUCAACAGCUACAACUUAACUAUAAAUGAACUUCAGUCAGAUAAAGUCGAGUGUUUUUUUUGGCAUGAGGGUCAAGGAAAUCGAGGUGCCAUAGAAAUCGGCACUUGCAUUCUGAAAUACUUAGAAGAAAAAGCUAAAACCAGAAAUGACGAUAACCUUGAAAUUGUUUUCUACUCCGAUAAUUGUUGUGGCCAGCAAAAGAACAAAUUCAUAAUGGGCAUGUACCUGUAUGCUGUGCAAAAAUUUAAAAUCAAAUCGAUCACACAUAAAUUUUUGAUCAGGGGACACACACAAAAUGAAGGAGACAAUGUGCACUCUGUCAUAGAGAAGUCAAUUAAAAGAGCUCUUAAAUCGGGUCCCAUCUAUAUUCCUACUGAUUACGUCAGAUUAAUUCGGUCUGCAAGGAAAACUGGAAAUCCGUAUAAAGUAACAGAAUUGAGUUACGAGGAUUUUGUCGACUUAAAAAAACUCUCUGAACAGAUAGGAUCAAAUUUUAACAAAACAUCAAACAACGAACAAAUAAAAACUAGCGAACUAAAAGUAUUCAAAGUGCAGAAGACUGAUCCUGGCAUUAUUUUUGUGAAAACUACAUACGAACAAAAAGAUUAUGGGCAGAUCAAUGUCAAUAAUACCAGGAGAAGGCAAGAGGGCAUCUCUACAAUAAAGUGCGUUCCGGCAUAUAAGAAAAAAAUGGAGAUUUCUGCCAUAAAGAAAGCUCAUAUCAAAUCACUUAUCUCAGCAAAAAGUAUUCCCACGUUGUAUAAGCCCAUUUAUGACUCGAUGUUUGCAUGAAUUGUGUACUACUCUAUUUUCAUGUAAUUUUUUUGUAUUUUGAAUAAGCUAAUAAAGCACUUAAUUUAAACUUCCUUUUUUAUUCUAAUUAAGUGGGCUUGGAAAGUGACAUAAGUAUUACUCAAGGGGUCACAACACAAAACAACUGAUUUUAGAAAAGCAAGAAAAGUGACAAAACUCAGAGACCUGACCUAACCUGACCUGGUAAAACCACAUAUUUAACAAAAACUGAUUUACAGGUCCAUGAUAUUAUUCUAUAGAUUAUAAUUGAAUUCACUACCAAAAAUAACUACUUGAAAUUUAAAAGGAGCUUAUACUAUUUUAAUAUGAGUUUUGUAGUUUUCUUUCAUUUGUUAUUUCUCAAAUACUGCAUUUUUGAGUUGCGUCACUGUUCUUGCCGGGGUGCGAUAUGCAGUCCACGGAGUGAAAAAAUAUAAGGAUUAUAUACUUAAGUCUUAUGUUUGUAACAGAAGCAAUUCGAAAGGAUUUGAAAGUAAAAAUUCGCAACGAAUAGUGAAAUCAAGCGGUUCCAUCAAGAUCUAUGGAGUAUGUCCAUCUCGUAUUGAGACUAAGAUUCUGCAAACAGGGCAGACUAUUUCAAGAUUUUGGAAAACCCAUGUAGGUCAUGAAGAGGAUACAGGGACACAACACUUAUCAAAACUUGAUAAGAAAGAAAUUGUCAAAAAAUUGUGUGAUGGUGUUAUUGUAGAAAGGAUUAUCUCUGACGCAAGGAAAGUGAAAUCAGAAGAAUUGCACAGAUUGAAUUUGAUAAAUAGGAAAGAUAUAG
Harmonia axyridis is the source of this 3460-nucleotide messenger RNA. RefSeq lists its product as uncharacterized. The record is from RefSeq and is a predicted model, not a curated record. NCBI's taxonomy places the organism in Eukaryota, Metazoa, Arthropoda, Insecta, Coleoptera, Coccinellidae. The transcript has 4 exons. Bases 139 to 2673 code for a protein of 844 amino acids.